GCGCCCCGCGGCCCCGGGCUCUGCGCGCCGCGCCGGAAGAUGAACCGGGCAGAUUCACCCAAACCUCCACUUGCUCCCAAGCCCAGGACUGCCAGCCCUUGCACACCAGCAGCCGUCCCCAAGAUCUCUGCCUUGCCCAGGCCUGAGCGCCUGGGGAGCCCCCACUCCAUGUCCAGGGGGCCGAAGCCCCCCAUCGCGCCCAAGCCCAGGCUGGCCGCCCCCGGCGAGGGCAGAGCCGGCAUGCACACAAACAAAUGCAGCAACGGGAGGCUGCUGUGCACGGACAGGGUGCCGGACGGGGCGCACCGCGCCGAGGGCUCCGAGUCGGAGACCGACGAGGACUUGGCCGUGGUCUCCGGGGCUCCGGAGGGAGAGGACGGCGAGGAGCCCGCGGCCCAGGCGCCUGUGGAGGUGACGGGGGACGAGGAUGAGGAUGCGGAGGCAGGAGGCCCGGAGCGUGGCACAGAGGAGACGGGAGCCCAGGGCAGCCCAGCGCGCCCCGCCAGCCCUGCUGGAGAGGCGCUGAGCGGGGACGGGGAGGGGGACGCCGGCCACACCACUGUGCGCGGGGAGGACAGCGCGGAGGAGCCGCGGGAAGAGGAAGAGGAGGAGGGACGCAACGCGUCCAACCCGGAGGAGGGAAAGGAGGCCUUUCAGAGCACCAUCAGCCUAGCUCACAUCCACAUGGCGUCUCCCGAAGGCCCCGGGGAGGCGGAGGCGGAUGCUGAGGAAGGCUGUGUGGAUACAGAACCCGGGGGACCCGGGGGAGGUGUGGAUUUCCACUCGUCCACUCAGGAUGCUGGACAGGAUGUGGAUGAAGCCUGCGGGGAGCCCCCUGAGGAGGAGGAAGAGACCCUGGAGGAGGAGCCCCCCCAGGAGGAGGAACCCCCAAAGGCGGAGGAACCCCCAAAGGAGGAGGAGGCCCCCCAGGAGGAGGAACCCCCAAAGGAGGAGGAGACCCCUCAGAAGCAGACCCCCAAGGAGGAGGAGGAAACCCCCCAGGAGGAGACCCCCCAGGAGGAGGAGGAACCCCUAAAGGAGGAGGAAACCCCCCAGGAGGAGGAACCCCCUGAAGAGGAGGGAGAAGAGGAGGAGCCCCCCCAGGAGGAGGAACCCUUCAAGGAAGAGGAGCCCCCCGAGGAAGAGCCGGCCGCUGAUGUCCAGGAGACGGAGACACCCGCGGGUGCCUUGGGCGUCGUGGAAGGCGGUGAGGAUGGCGGGGGCCGCGGGGCCUGGGGGGACCAGGGAGAGCCGGCUGCCCACCACGAGGAACCGAGCCCGGGAGACGCGGUGGCAGCCCGCCUGGAGGAGAGCCCCGAGGCCCCCGGGCAGGACGACCCCUCGGAGGACGGCUGCCACAUCAUCCCCUUCGAGAGCGACAGCGCGGAGGACGUGGCGGCCUCGCCGGCGGGGAGCCCCUACCCCUUCUUCCCCACCGAGAGCACCUCCUUCUGCGGCCAGCGUGACUCCAUUUCCGAGCCUGCGCAAGAGGACCGGGCGCCCGGCACGGGGGUCUGCGCGGCCGCCAUCCUGGGUGCUGGGGCCCUCCGUGGCGGCCGUGACGCCUUUCCGGGGUCCCCCGGCCCCCGGGUGGUCAUGCUGGAGGAAGAGGACGCCGCGGACGGCUCUCUGAGCAACCCCUACGUGACGUGCCUGGCGGACGCUGCGGGGGCCCCGGGCGCGGGCGACACGGGCGCGGGGGACAGCCCGGCCCCCACCGACAGGAAGAACGCCACCGCCAGGGCUCGGCCGCACUCCGGGAAGGUGGCUGGCCAUGUCCCAGAGACCGUUCCAGAAGAAAUGGGGCCCGACAGCGGCUCAGCGGCCACAGGCGUAGGGGGAGCGGCGGAGGAAGCCGGGGAGCCGGCGUCGGCCGAGUCCAGGCCUCCGGAAGCCGGCCGGGCCGUGCCCCUGCCAGCCAAGCCCAGGGCCUUCACGCUGUACCCACGCUCGUUCUCCGUGGAAGGCCGAGAGCUGCCGCUGUCCCUCUACCGAGAGCCCGUGGGGCCCGGGCUGGAGGAGCACCGCAUCAAGAGGAAGGAGGACAACCUCUCUUUGCCCUGUGUCAUCGGCUCUUCUGGAAGCUUCUCCCAGAGAAACCACCUUCCGUCCAGCGGCACCUCCACCCCGUCCUCGGUGGCCGACAUCCCGCCCCCCUUCGACCUGGCGUGCAUCACCAAGAAGCCCAUCACCAAGAGCUCCCCCUCGCUCCUCACGGACAGCGACUCUCUGGACAAGGGCGCCAAGAAGAAGAAGUCUUCCUUCAAGCGCUUCCUGGCGCUCACCUUCCGGAAGAAGACGGAGAGCAAGGGCCACGGGGAGGUUCACCUGUCCUCCUCCAGGUCCUCGUCCGAGUCCAGCUAUCACGGGCCGGCCAGGAUCCUGGAAAUGGACCGGAGAAGUCUCAGCAACUCCCCCCAGCUCAAGUCCCGGGCCGGGAAGCUCCGGGCCUCCGAAUCCCCGUCCUCCCUCAUCUUCUACAGAGAUGGCAAGAGGAGAGGGGUCCCCUUCAGCCGGACGGUGUCCAGGGUAGAGUCCUUCGAAGACCGCUCCCGGCCUCCCUUCCUGCCCCUGCCUCCCACCAAGCCUCGCUCCAUUUCCUUCCCCAACGCCGACACUUCUGACUACGAGAACAUUCCAGCCAUGAACUCCGACUACGAAAACAUCCAGAUCCCACCGCGGAGGCCCGCGAGGGCCGGCACGUUCACCAAGCUGUUCCAGGACCAGAGCAGAGCCCUGUCCACGGCCAACGAGAACGACGGCUACGUGGACAUGAGCAGCUUCAACGCCUUCGAGAGCAAACAGCAGAGCCCGGAGCAGGAAGCAGAGAGUGCCUACACGGAGCCCUACAAGGUCUGUCCCAUCUCCGUGUCCCCCAGAGACGACGUCCCAUCGGAUGAGGAGCAGGGGAGCUCAGAAGAGGAGGACAGUGCCCCAAGAGACUCCAGCCUUGCGCCCAAGGUGGAGGGACAGUCCAGGGCCCUUGUCAUCGCGCAGGAGCUGCUGUCUUCUGAGAAAGCAUACGUGCAGAUGCUGCAGCACUUAGGCCUGGAUUUCCACGCCGCCAUCACGAGGGCCUUAGAAGAGGCGGACCCCGGUGGGGACGCGCUGGCCCGGGAGGAGCUGCAGAGGGGCCUGAGCGAGCUCCCAGCCCUUCUCGACCUCCACCGGGGCAUCCUGGAGGACCUGGAGCAGAGGCUGCUGGACUGGGAGGGCCAGCAGAAGGUGGCUGACGUGUUCCUGGCGCGGGAGCAGCACUUCGAGCACCACGCCACGCACAUCCUGCAGUUCGACCGGUACGUGGGGCUGCUGGCCCAGGACUGCCUGCGAUCGCCCCCGCUGGCCGCCGCCGUGCGUGAGUUUGAGCAGCAGAGCGGGCUCGGGGGUGGCUGGAGUGUGAAGCACCAGCUGCUGCGCGUGGUCCAGCGUCUCUUCCAGUACCAAGUGCUGCUCACAGACUACUUAAACAACCUGUGCCCAGACUCCGCCGAGUACGACAGCACGCAGGAUGCACUGAGCCUCAUCUCCAAAGUGACGGACCACGCCAACGACAGCAUGGAGCAGGGGGAAAACCUGCAGAAGCUCACCCAUAUCGAGCACAGCGUCCACGGCCAGGGGAAUCUCCUCCAGCCAGGAAGGGAGUUCCUGAAGGAAGGGACGCUGGUGAGGGGGAAGGACAGACACCCCAGGCACCUGUUUCUGAUGAGCGACGUCCUUCUCUACACAUCCCCGCAGAAGGACGGGAAGUACCGUCUGAAGAGCUCGCUGCCCGUUGCCAGCAUGAAGGUCAGCCGCCCUGUGAUGGAGCGAGUGCCGUACGCGCUGAAGAUCGAGACUCCUGAGUCGUGCCUCACGCUCUCCGCCAGCUCCUGCGCGGAGAGGGACGAGUGGCAUGGAUGCCUGAGCAGAGCGCUCCCUGAGGACUACAAGGCCCAGGCGCUGGCGGCCUUCCAGCACAGCGUGGAGGUUCGGGAGAGGCUGGGGGUCAGCCUGGGAGAGAGACCCCCGACGCUGGUGCCCGUCACACACGUCCUGAUGUGCAUGAACUGUGGCUGCGACUUCUCGCUCACCCUGAGGCGCCAUCACUGCCACGCCUGUGGUAAGAUCGUGUGCCGGAACUGCUCCCGGAACAAGUACCCCCUGAAGUACCUCAAGGACCGGAUGGCCAAGGUGUGCGAUGGCUGCUUCGGGGAGCUGAAGAAGCGGGGCGGGGCCGUCCUGGGCCCCAUGAGAGAGCGGCCCGUGAGCAUGAGCUUCCCCCUGUCCUCGCCCCGCUUCUCCUCUGUCCUCCAGAGCAUCAGCCCCUCUACCUUCAAGAAGCAGAAAAAGGUUCCUUCGGCCCUGACUGAGGUGUCCGCCUCUGGUGAGGGCGCGGCCAUCAGCGGCUAUCUGAGCCGCUGCAAGAGGGGCAAGCGGCCCUGGAAGAAGCUCUGGUUUGUCAUCAAGGGCAAAGUGCUCUACACCUAUGCGGCCAGCGAGGACAAAGUGGCCCUGGAGAGCAUGCCUCUGCUGGGCUUCACCAUUGCUCCGGACAAAGAAGGCGGCAGCGCGGCCGGGGCAGCCUUCCACCUGUACCACAAGAAGAGCCUGUUUUACAGCUUCAGGGCGGAGGACGGCAGCUCAGCUCAGAGGUGGAUGGCGGCCAUGGAAGAUGCCAGCGUGUUAUAGCAGUCACCAGCCACACGCCCUCAGCACGAACUCUUAGGUUGAUAUGUGAACCCUUCCAGAAGUUAUUCCAUGUCCCGACUCCCCCCACCUGACCCAGGCACAGCCGGGCCCGGCGCGGAGCUCGGCCUGUUGGCUGUGACCCCGUUUCGCCUUCUCCAGUGAAGCCCGCACGGAAUGUUUCUGGACAUCUCCUCUGCCCACGUCCCCAGCCCUCCAUGGCUCCCUGAUUUCGCGUCUCAAGCUGGGGAAGCCAGUACAACGAGGACGUCCAGGAAUGCAGAUUUGCUUGUUAGUGGAAACGAGCUUUUCCCAGGUUCCCUCACGGUAAAUAGUAUCGCCUCCCACACUUCCCGUGCUGCCUCUGGUGACGUGAGACCCGCCGGUGAGGAGCAGCCACACACUCACCCAAAGCACUUUACUCGCGCCCAACUGCCACCUCCGGAGCCGCUUUCCGAAUGACACGCUGAAGUCAACAGCAGAGGGCGUCUGUGCACUACCCAUCGCCGGUCCCUGGCGGGCCGUGCGUGGAAGGGCUUAGCCCUGGCCUGAACUCUUGGCAUCUCUGCCAGGGCUGCGCUCUGCUGCCUAAGGGAGGGAGUGUGUUUCCUGCCCGCUGGUCCUAAGACCCGUUUCCUGCCAUAACUUAUUGAAAGACGGCUCCCCGCUCCCCCCAGGAAGUCCUCCGUAUACCACACAGCAGCUGCAAAUGCAGCUACCGUCACAUCUGCCUCCAGAGGUCAGCCCACACCCAUUGAAGACUCAGUGGUGGCUUUAAUUUAUUCUGUGCCUUUUCUGUGACUGCCCGUGCGUGUCCCAGAAAGCCUGUCCUUACUGUCCACGCCCAGGAACCCUCAGGCUGGAACUCCAGAGCCUCGUGGCUUCCUGGAAGAGGGAAAGGAGAGAGUAAAGGAGCUGUCAUCAGAAGAUGAUUCUGUCUCGGCAGAUGGUUCUGGACACGGUGAGAAGAGCCCAGAGGUGGCAUGUGGAUGCUGAGCUGUUUCCUGCUGGCGAUGCUGCUUGUUAGGCUGGGUGGUUUUACGUAGAGAGGGAGUGCGCCGGGACUCGUGCUUUGGUCCUUGCAGUGAGAACCGAGGACCCACAUCAUCUUCAGACGCCAGCCGCUGUGUCCUGCUGUCCCGCCGCCUCACGCGGGCCGCGCCCACGCUGUGUAAAAAGCCCCACCUCAAGGACUGACUCGAAUUAAAUAUUUUCAGGGAAAGGUUUUUUUUUUUUUUCUAGUUCCCAGUUCUUCUUUUUAAAGGUUUGCAUUAAACAUAAUUAAUGAACUCAGACCAUGUGACUCAGACAGAUCUUUCUGUUGGUUCUUGAAGUCUUCAUUCUGGCAGAACUGUUUUAGUCAGAUGUGUGUUUUGGGCCUCCUAGUCCCACGUGGUCAUAGCCACUUACCUGUGGCUCACACCUGUAAUCCUAGCUACUCAGGAGGC
Dipodomys spectabilis (banner-tailed kangaroo rat) is the source of this 6113-nucleotide messenger RNA. It is a transcript of the gene Fgd5, whose product is annotated as FYVE, RhoGEF and PH domain containing 5. The record is from RefSeq and is a predicted model, not a curated record. The transcript has 21 exons. Gene Ontology annotation, cellular component: cytoplasm. Lineage: Eukaryota; Metazoa; Chordata; Mammalia; Rodentia; Heteromyidae. Bases 40 to 4668 code for a protein of 1542 amino acids. Gene Ontology annotation, molecular function: guanyl-nucleotide exchange factor activity; metal ion binding.